Molecule: messenger RNA, 2193 nt
Organism: Hermetia illucens (black soldier fly)
Lineage: Eukaryota; Metazoa; Arthropoda; Insecta; Diptera; Stratiomyidae
Product: zinc finger protein DPF3
Exons: 2
Coding region: 439-1275 (278 amino acids)
Source: RefSeq, a predicted model, not a curated record
UAAAUCUGUCAAGAAAAUCCGUAAUCCUGUCAGUUGUGUGUCAAGGGAGAAGUUUUCCUUUUGCGAGGGGCUUGUGUUUUCAUUAUCAGAUCGAGAAAAAGUAUUCGAAAGACAUGAAAUAAAUAACAAAACUUGAAGAGAAUUAACGGCUGACCGAAAUUGCGGUCAAGAGCAAAAUCGGUCGUUUGGCAAACGAAAUUGCCGCAUAGCCAAAAAUUCACGACUUCAUAAUCGCAAUCACAAGUGUCAAUCGGGAAUCUCAUAAAUUCGAAGAGUGCAAAAAAAAACGAGAACACGGACGAGGACUUUUCCCUAUAUAUUUUUCUGGGACGACACUAGUCGUGUAAGAAAUGAAAACAUCGCUCUUUUGCUGUUCAUGAGAUUAUUUGCCUGAACUUGCCAAGCAGAACCCACCACGGAAAAUCGGACGAAACCAAAAUGACUUCGGCUGUCGAUAUUCAAAUAGUGAAUCCGCCAAAUUUGGAGAAAAUUCAGAAUUUCUUCAAGGACGCGACAUAUCGCGAAACAAUUGAGUUCAGUGCAAAUUUCAAUACGCGGCUAUGUAUCGAGCGGCGAUUGCGGCUACCAUUCAUCGACCCCCAGACGGGAGUAGCGCAAAACCACUCGCAAUUGUUUAUGGAUCGGCGACAGCGUUUGCCCCCGUUUCGGGAGGGACAGAUCUAUUCAUAUCCGGCUGCUCGAUGGCGGAAGAGUCGACGCCAGUAUUUGAGCAAAAUGUACAGAUACUCUGAGCGACCAUUCCAAGCACUUAAACGACCGGAACCAGGAAUAGAAACAGCCGAUUCAGAUUUCAAUGGAACUUUACUUGAAGAAUCAUCUUCCCUUGGUGGAGCCGACACAUCAGACAGCAAAGACAGCCAACAGCAUCUUAAAGAGGAUCUACCAAAAGAAUGGUUCUACGACGAAAUGGACAUGAACGAAAUGGAUGCCCUGGAGGAGCCAAAGUCGCCAGCUGACGAUGAAUACGAUUAUGAUCCACGUUACGGCAAUAAGAAACGAAGAAAACGACGACCCGGCAAGAAAGCUAUGUUGCCGCAUUUAACCGAUACUGUAAGAAAAGGUCGUCCUGGCGCUGGCGCAUCAGGUCGUGGCCGAGGAAGGCGCAAGACACCGCGCGAAUCGCGCAAUAUAGAUCCUCCUAGCCCUGGUCUGACAUCAGAACCGCCAUCAUUUGAAUCAGCGGCGGCCGCUGUAUCCGAGAGUGUGACGGGCGGCGAUGACUCUGAAUUGAGAAAUUACCGAAAGUACCUGUAAUAUACUCUUUAUCGGAUUUUUAUUUUAUUUUAUUGCUAACAAUUAUUGAAUUAAUAAUAUUUUGAAACUGAGAUGAUGAUUAAUGGAAUCAAUCAGUCACAGCGGUCGAUGAGUUAUACAAAUUUGUAAAUUCGGGAAAGUGGUUUUGUCAUAGAAACUGGUCUGUACAGAAUAGUUCGAUAAACAAAAUUGAAUAGAAUGCGACCAAACUCAUCAAUAUUGCUUGAAGUCACAAGAAAAUAUUUUUAUUUACAAUAUUUCUUUAAUUGUUUUGAGUAAAACAAUUACUCGCGAAUUGCAAAGUGAAAUUUUAUCUUUCGUUCGCGAAGCUUUAGCAAUUCGACUACUGUGACUGAAUUUUAACAUUUUAAAGCAUAACAGCAUCAAUAAUUUAAAAAUUAUAAAAUUGGGUAAAAAAUAAGUCGUUCAUGUGGAAAAGGAAUGAAAUUAGAAAGAGAAAAUGAGAAAGAUUACAUUUCAAAUGGAACGAGAAUAAUUUUAUUCAAAUUUAUUCAACGCUUGUAACAACAACAGAAGAAUGCAUCACAACCUCGUUUGCACAACACACUCUAAAUAUGAAUAUUUAUUAUUUCGUCCACGAAUAGGAUUUUAUUUUGGAGACUAUACUUUUCUGGAUUAGUUGACUGAACAAUUGUUUUAGGAUAGAAACGCAUACACUCGCAUCACACGCAUCCAAAAAUCUUUAAAGAAAUAAUCAUCUUCUCAUUAUGUCAAUAUUCUAUAUAUGUAUGUGUAUGGAAAAGAUUUAUUCUCCUUUUAGGUUUUCUAUUAUUAUUCUCAUAUUUUUUUCAAAGAAAUUAAAAUAUAUAUAAAUAUAACUAAUAAAUAGGGCAUAUGUUUGUGUAUGUAUAAUAAGACAUGAGUACACAGAAGUUGAAUAAACAACAAUUUAUUGUA